Raphanus sativus (radish) is the source of this 3184-nucleotide messenger RNA. RefSeq lists its product as uncharacterized. NCBI's taxonomy places the organism in Eukaryota, Viridiplantae, Streptophyta, Magnoliopsida, Brassicales, Brassicaceae. The transcript is spliced from 5 exons. The coding region runs from base 463 to 2853 and encodes 796 amino acids. The record is from RefSeq and is a predicted model, not a curated record.
GCUUUUAUCCGCCCAACGAAAAAAAGAAGAGAUUUGAAUUUCCAGAAAACGCUCACGGGAGAAAGCUGAAAGGCCACAUUGUUUGUCGUCGUCACUACAUGUCUUUCCGAAUCGCUGUUCAAAUAGUAACGCCGUCAUAAAACGUGGUUUUUCCGUUUCGGUUUCGCUUUCGAUUCUGAAGAAUCUCUCCUAACUUCAAAGGUUCGAUGGUCGACUUCAACAAAUGAUAUAAUUCGAUUUUGGGGUUUCGUAGUAAAUUACGGAUCUGUCAUAAAGCUCUCUGACAAGUUCUACAUCUUGAUUCCUAUUUUUAACUCAUCAGGAGUCAAAUGCGUUGAAUGAUUCUCAUCCAGCAUCCAGCAAGCAAGCAAUCAAAGUGGUUUUAAGUAGGUUUCACUUUCCAACACUCUUCUUACAAACUCUUUUAAGCUUUGAUACUGGGAGAUUACACACAACCAAAAAAUGAAGAAGCUUUUCUUUUUCAAAUCGUCAUCAUCUAGUAAUGCCACUGAUAAACAUAUUCUCCGAGAAAAAGAAUCAAAAACUAGUCCAAAGAAGAGUGGUGGUGGUGGCCACGCUCUUAGACGAAGCCGUUCACUUUCUUCCGCUGCUUUUCUCGUUGAUGGAACCAGUCAACAGCGAACUCAUUCAUCUCGUUUCAGAUGUUUUACACCGGGAAGCCAAGGAGGAGAAGACGGUCACAUGUACAAUGAUUAUUCAUCUCCAACUUGUUCUAGUAAUCUCUCUACCCAUGUCUUGGACCGUUUCAUUGAUGGAGAAGAGCAUCAUUGUAAGCAAAAGAUCUCUUCUUCUUCACACAGUGAUUCUUCUUCUUCACACAGUAAUCAUCACUCAGGGAGUGUCAAAGGAAGGAGGCUCCCACCUCGAGUUCAAACCCCUUCUUCACCACUAUCACAUCAUGUCCAAGAAAAUUGUAUGAAAGAUGCAUCAGCUCCUUCACUUUCAAGAAGCGUACUCACUCAUAGUAAGGCAUCGAGUUAUGACUCAAAAGACUUUGAUGUUUACGCCAAUCUUGUUCCAUUCUCUGACCACAAAGAACCGAUGAAUGGAUAUUACACCAGUGACCACCACACAGAGCAGCAAGAGCUGUUCUUGCAAGGUGAGAAUGUUUGUAAAGAAGGCGAGCUAGAGAAGAAGUAUAAAGAAGCUGAGAAGAGAGUGAAGCUGCUUUCUCAAGAGCAGAAGCUUUUUUCAGACAGUGACUUUGACGUAUCAUCUUUGGUUGAUGAUGAGAGGGUAAGUUUGGCUUUGGAAGUCUUAACUCUUCUGCGGUCACAGAUGGAUGAAAGAGCUUCCGCUAAGGAAGAGAUCAAACGAGCAAAGACUGAUUCAGAGUUGCAUAUAAAGAGACUUGAGAAAGAGAAGAGCGAGUUACAGUUUGAACUGGAGAAAGAGCUUGAUAGAAGGUCAGUAGAGUGGACUUCGAAGCUCGAGAGUUUCCAGAUAGAAGAGAAGAGGCUGAGAGAGCGUGUCAGAGAGCUCGCUGAGCAUAAUGUCUCACUCCAGAGAGAAGUAUCCACUUUCCAUGAAAAGGAAUCCGAGCGCAUCGAUAUGAUGAGAAACAUGGAGGAGAAAGUUAAUGAGUUGAGUGAAACAGCAGAGGAAAGGGGUCAAGAAAACGUGUAUCUUACGCAAAACCUCUCCAAGUUACAAGAGAGUUACGCUGGUGCUACGGAAGAGCUUGAUUGUGUGAGAAGAGAGUUUGAGGAGAAGGAGAUGGAGUGCAAGGAGUUGCACAAAUCUGUUGCGAGGUUGGUUAGAACAUGUGGGGAACAAGAGAAGACGAUUCAGGGACUUAGAGAUAGUCUCUCCGAGGAAACUGAGAAGCAACCUUCUGAAGAUAUGGUGAAGAGAUUGCAGAUGGAGCAGAUAAGGUUGACAGGGGUUGAGUUCUCACUCAGAAAGGAGGUGGAAUCAAUGAAGCUCGAAGCUGAUUCACUACGUGUAGAGAAUGCUUGUUUGCGGAGCUAUGGCACUAUGACGACUUUCAAGCUAGACAAUGAGAUGAAGAUGCGUGUAUGCCUCUUGCAAGACCAAGGGGUUUCGAUGUUGAGUGAGAGCACGCAGCUGUGUUACAAGUUGCUCAAGUUCAUCAAAGAGAGAUUAUCUGAGGAGAUGGGUAAUGGGUUGAGUGAGCAGUUUCUGAUUGAGUCUGAGAUGAAUGUCCAUGGAAUACGGCGUGGAACUGAAAGCCUCAAGAGGAGUUUGCAGACAGUCAACAGUUUGUUGCUUGAGAAAUCCAAUGAGAUUGCAUCAAACUCAGAAUCACUGAUGUCUAGUGAGCAAAACAACCAAACUGUGGAGAAACUCCUGAGAUCUGAACUGAGAGCAGAGACUCUAGUGACGAGUUUGUUAAGAGAGAAACUGUAUUGCAAGGAACAAGAGAUUGAGCAGCUGCAAGCAGAAGUUGCAGCAAGUGUACGAGGUAACGAAGUUCUCCAACGUGAAAUCCAGAACGUCUUAGACAAGCUUUCAAUAAACACACACCAACUAAAAGACCUCAAGAUUCAGAUGGUGAAGAAGGACGAGAACGUGAAGCAGCUUGAAACCAAUCUCCAAGAAGCUGCUAAACAGUUUACUAGCAUGAAAGUUACAUUAACAAAAGUGUUGGAGGAAAAUAAAGAGAUGAGUAAGGAAGUAAAGGAAUGCAGAAAGAGAAACACAAAUUUGGAGUCAGAGAAGGAGAUGUUGAAGAAAGAGGUGGAGAGAUUGGAGGAGGACACACUCCUCAAGGAAGGUCAGAUCACGAUACUAAAAGACACGCUUGGAAGCAAGCAUUUCGAUCUACUUAGCAGUCCUGACUUCUCAUAUAACGAGUUCUUAGUCCAAUAAGACAAGAAGAUAAUAGAUGUAUAGGCUUAUGUUUCUUCUUUUGGUCUCUUUUAGAUUGUUUUCUCAAACUUUUUUGAUAGCUAAUAAGAUCCACCCUUUGUACAAUGAACAGAAAGAACAUAGAUGCAUUAAUCUAAAAGUUUUACUGGAACACCAGUACAAAACCAAUCUACAAUACACCAUGAUUAGGAUUGUGAACCAAGACUAUACCAUACUUUACAUUAUGUUGGGAAAAAGCCAACCAACACUUUCAGCAUUCAAGUUUGUUCAGGUGAUGACUGAGACCCUCUCUAUAUCCAAAUGCAGGUUAAAGCAAAAAAAAAAACAAAAC